Messenger RNA from Parnassius apollo (apollo), 1833 nucleotides. The record is from the annotation of a GenBank genome assembly. NCBI's taxonomy places the organism in Eukaryota, Metazoa, Arthropoda, Insecta, Lepidoptera, Papilionidae.
AUGGACGAUAGAAGUAUGGAAUCAAGCAGCUCUAGUUGUCACAAGCAUUCUUCAACCAGUGUUGAACAUCCCAAGGCUAUCAUACACAUAGAUAUAGACUGUUUUUAUGCUCAAGUGGAAAUGCUUCGAAAUCCAGAACUACGAUCUCAACCUGUCGGCAUCCAACAAAAAAAUAUCGUCGUAACUAGUAACUAUGAAGCUAGAAAAUACGGAAUAAAAAAGUGCAUGGCCGUUACAGAUGCUAUGAAAAUAUGUCCAAACUUAAAGUUGGUUAAUGGUGAGGACUUGCAUAAUUAUAGAGCAGCCUCUAAUAAUGUAUUUGCUGCGCUUCAACAUUGGAAAUGUCCAGUAGAAAAGUUAGGUAUGGAUGAAAAUUUUAUAGAUGUCACAAAUUUAGUAGAAGAGAGAAUAAAAAGUGUUAAAGAUGAUAAAGUCACGCUUAUAGGUCAUGUGUAUGAUGAGUCCAUCACAGAAUGCCUGUGUGGCUGUCAUUUACGUCUUAAAGCAGCUUCACAAAUUGCCAAGGAGAUGAGAAAGAAAUUGUUUGAUGAAUUAGGUUUCACAACAUCUGCAGGCAUUGCACAUAAUAAGCUAUUAGCUAAAUUAAUCUGUCCACUUCAUAAACCAAACGACCAGACAACAAUAUUUCCAGAGCAUGGAGCCAGUUUUAUGUCCACAAUGCAAAGUGUGCGGUCCAUUCCAAGUAUUGGUUCAAAAACUACUGAGGCACUCAUUUCUCAAAAUAUUAUAACGGUGAGUGACUUACAGAAAGUAUCUGUAGAUUUAUUAAAGAAACAUUUUAGUAGUGAUAUGGCAGUUAGACUCAAGAACCUUAGUGUAGGAGAAGAUAAUACUCCAGUGAAGCAAACAGGUAAACCUCAGAGCAUAGGGCUAGAGGAUAGUUUCAAGACUGUCAGUGUAAAAAGUGAAGUGGAAGAGAGAUUUUCAGCAUUAUUACAAAGGCUAUUGGUAUUAGUUAGAGAAGAUGGACGUAUUCCAGUUUCACUAAGAGUGACAUUACGAAAAAAAGAUGUCAAGAGGCUUAGCAGUCACAGAGAAUCCAGGCAGUGUCAAGUAUCUCCUUCCAUUUUUACUAUAAACAAUGGCGCUCCAACUGUCACUGAGGCUGGCCAGCAAAAACUAAUGACUUUAAUUAUGAGAUUAUUCAACAAACUCAUAGAUUUAAGUAAACCAUUCCAUUUAACAUUAGUAGGACUGGCUUUUACAAAGUUUCAAGAACGCAUGACUGGCAGAGGUUCAAUAGUGAAUUACCUAAUGAACGAUAUCUCAGUACAGUCUGUGCUAAAUAUUACAAAUGACUGUGACACAUCGGCAUCUUCAAUGGACUACUCGGCAGUUUCACCCAGCAGUAGUACCACAACUGACCUAUCUGAUGGUGAGGUGGAGCCAUCACCGAAAAAGCCUAAAAAAGUUAAUUGGAUAGCUAAAAGAAGAUGUUUAUCUAAAGAGGAAGUAGCAUCUCCUAGUAAAUUGAAGGUAGGUGAGCUCAGACUAAACUCAAGAGAGCUAGAGAAAGUUUCUGAGCUAAGGCUUAACUCCAGAGACAGAUCACUAACACCAAGAGCUAGCCCAGCCAAGGAUAAUUUUUCUGAUACAGACACAAUGAAAGAUGGCUCUGAAGCUGGAAAUUGUGAUGAUUGUCCAAGUUAUGUUGAUAAAGAAGUAUUUAAUGCCCUCCCCGAUGAAAUGCAGCAAGAACUGAAGGCUAUGUGGAAAAAUCCAUCUAGUUCAGAUUUGCCUAGAAGUAGUCCCAGAACAAUCAAUAAAGCGAAAUCGAACACUAUCUUGAAAUAUUUUGUUCCACACAAAUAG